Molecule: messenger RNA, 258 nt
Organism: Mesorhabditis spiculigera
Lineage: Eukaryota; Metazoa; Nematoda; Chromadorea; Rhabditida; Rhabditidae
Source: the annotation of a GenBank genome assembly
AUGAAGUUGUUACUGGCCGCUUGUGUGUUGGUGCUGCUGAUGGGGUGUGCGGCCAAGGAGUCAGAAGUGCGCACCGUGAGAGUGGAGGUGCCGGUACUGGUGCCCUGCAAUACGAAAGUAGUGGCGGCUCCGCCUUGGGCCACCACUGCCUUGAAGAAGACUGACGGUCUGGAGCUGAAAGUGCGCGCGUUGCUGGCAGAGCGUCGACAACGGAUCGCUUACGAAGCAGAGCUUGUUGCUAUGGUCGGCUCGUGCCGA